UCUUCCCACCUCAGAGCCAUGGGGAGCCAGGGCCCUGGCGGACUGCCCUUGGUGCAGGCUCCCUACACGGUCCUGCUGCUGCCGCUGGGGACAGGCCGCCAAGACCCAGGGGCCCAGAGCUUCUUCCUUUGGGUCCUCAGUGGCCAGUCUGGGCUCACACUCAGUGACCACACAGUGAACCCAUAUUGGGGGGAGAGGACGGGCCAUGAGCCAGAGCCCUGCUGUAGCAUAAGAGUCGGCCUCUGUGUUUGCCUUUCCAAGCUGCGGAGGAUGCAGGCUCUGGAGAGAGAACAGGAUGCCCUGUGGCAGGGGCUGGAGCUGCUAGAGCAUGGCCAGACCUGGUUUAAAGACCGUCUGAGGGAGGCACAUCAACAGCAGCUGCAUCUGGGGGCCCUCGGUGAGAAUUUUCUAACAGAUUUACACCCAGAGCCUGGUGGCCCCCAGUUAGCCCAGAUUCAAAAGGUGAACAUCUGUUUGCAGAAUCUGAUUCAGGAGAAGUUCUCCCCAAGUACACUGAACAAGGCUAGUUCCUGCACCACCCAGGAUUCAAAGGAAAGACCAAGGAAGCCGAACUUGUGGCAGCAACAGGAGUUGUCAAGGCAGCAGAAAGGAUUCACCCAGCCAAAGGAGGAGAUGGCUCAGUGGGGCUGCCCUAAGGGGCCAAGAGGCCCUACCCGUGUCUAAACCUUCCUCUCACUCCCCUAAGUCUGGUGAAAGAGUCAGAAGCCCCAGGAUCCUUAUUCUGCUUCUUAACAGCUAAAAAAAUGGCUCCAGGUAGUAAGUCAAUAAAGUUCAGACAUCUGUGUAACAUGUCUCCUCUACUCCUAAAAACUUUCUUUCAUCUUCUUGGUGUCACAUGUCCUCAUUCUCCCCUAUAUGAAAUGCAAAAAUGGUCUUUCUUUGAAAUCCCUCUGGGAAGAAGAUAUGUUUAUUGAAACUGUCCUUCAGCCUUAAAUACAAAAAUAAAACCGAAGCUGCUCCAGAAAGCAACUUUCUCCAAAAA
Cebus imitator (Panamanian white-faced capuchin) is the source of this 1003-nucleotide messenger RNA. It is a transcript of the gene SAPCD1, whose product is annotated as suppressor APC domain containing 1. The transcript is spliced from 5 exons. Bases 19 to 684 code for a protein of 221 amino acids. The record is from RefSeq and is a predicted model, not a curated record. NCBI's taxonomy places the organism in Eukaryota, Metazoa, Chordata, Mammalia, Primates, Cebidae.